Messenger RNA from Vicia faba (fava bean), 684 nucleotides. The record is from the annotation of a GenBank genome assembly. NCBI's taxonomy places the organism in Eukaryota, Viridiplantae, Streptophyta, Magnoliopsida, Fabales, Fabaceae.
AUGGUGAGAGGGAAGACGCAGAUGAAACGUAUAGAGAACGCAACAAGUAGACAAGUGACAUUUUCAAAGAGAAGAAAUGGUUUGAUGAAGAAAGCUUUUGAGUUAUCAGUUUUGUGUGAUGCUCAAGUUGCUCUUAUUGUUUUCUCACCAAGUGGAAGACUUUAUGAGUUUGCAAGCUCAAGCAUUUUAGAAACAAUUGAUCGAUACCGCAGUCAUAGCCAGGUUAAUAAUACUCCAACAACAUCUGAAUCUGCUGAAAAUACUCAGCAUUUGAAGGAAGAAGCAGAAAACAUGAUGAAAAAGAUUGAUCUUCUCGAGACUUCAAAACGGAAACUCUUAGGAGAAGAUUUAGGGACUUGUUCCAUUAAUGAACUACAAAAAAUAGAGCAACAGUUGGAGAAGAGUAUAACCAAAAUUCGAGCAAAAAAGGCUCUGGUCUUCAGGGAACAAAUUCACCAGCUAAAAGAAAAGGAAAAUGCCCUAGUUGCUGAAAAUGUCAGGCUGUCUGAGAUGUAUGGUAGUUAUUCAUCACAUCAAGCAAAAAAAAAUGAAAAAGAAAAUAUAGGUGAAGGUGAAGGUAAUGCAGAUCAGAGUAGUCCAAAUUCAGAUGUGGAGACUGAAUUAUUCAUUGGUCUUCCAGAAACAAGAACAAGGCGUAUUAAUUUAGAACGGAGACGAAUCUAA